Trichoderma breve is the source of this 348-nucleotide messenger RNA. RefSeq lists its product as uncharacterized. The transcript has a single exon. The record is from RefSeq and is a predicted model, not a curated record. NCBI's taxonomy places the organism in Eukaryota, Fungi, Ascomycota, Sordariomycetes, Hypocreales, Hypocreaceae. The coding region runs from base 1 to 348 and encodes 115 amino acids.
AUGUCCACCCUCGCCCUCUAUCGCGCCAAUGGCGUUAGCUCUUUUAUUCCUCAUGUUCUUUUAAAGGAAUUAAUGAUCCCUUUUACCUCAGUGAUCAUGCAGCCUGGGCCCAAUGGAUGGGAAGCUGCUGACGGCAGCCUCAAUAACACCAGCUAUCGCAAUAUCCACCCCCAAGGCUAUGUUCCAGCAUUGCAAGUGGAUGGUGUAAUAAUCACAGAGCUUCCGGCAAUAAUUACGUACAUAGCAUCAUCAUCUACCGGCAAGGCCAACCUUCUUGGUAACGACAAAAUUGAGCGCGCUAAGGUCGCCGAAUGGAUGGCCUGGCUCUCUGGCACUGUUCAUGCUUAG